Aphis gossypii (cotton aphid) is the source of this 2172-nucleotide messenger RNA. RefSeq lists its product as uncharacterized. NCBI's taxonomy places the organism in Eukaryota, Metazoa, Arthropoda, Insecta, Hemiptera, Aphididae. Bases 358 to 2172 code for a protein of 604 amino acids. The record is from RefSeq and is a predicted model, not a curated record. The transcript is spliced from 4 exons.
AUAUCUAUUAUAUAAAAAUAAGUCCGGUUUUCCUCCCUGACGCUAUAACUCCAGAACGCACGAACCGAUUUCCACGGUUUUGCAUUCGUUGGAAAGGUCUUGGGCUCCGUGAGGUUUAUAGCAAAGAAAAUUCUGGAAAAUUCAGGAAAAAUUCAACAGAAAAGUGGGGAAAUCGUUUUUCACAUACAGCGCCAUCUAUUAUACAUAGCAUGUACUUCAAACCAAUAGCAACGGUGCGUGAUAAAGUGUGUGACAGAUAGUCAUUAUUCUCUGCUCAGUUAAUUUCAUUUAAGCUCAGUGUAAAUUAUGUGGAUCGUGCAUUUGAAGUUAAAUUCAACACUCUGUCCAUAGUCCAAAAUGCCUAGAGAACGACGUGCGAACAUCGGCCGCCGCACAAGACAUGCAAGCCAGCAACAAGUCUAUUCAAGGAACUUAAGAGAAGAAAGACAAAAUAUAAUAAGAGAAAAUGACCGAUUGAGACAUCGCGUGAGCACACGAAGAUCAUUGGCAUCAUACAAUCGCUUGGCAUUCCAAUAUGAUCCCACUGCGAACUACAGUGAUGAUGAAAAUUUGGAUAUUGGACGAAUGACGACUAUAUGCCGAUAUUGCAAUGCGGUAAAGUUCAAAAGAGAAACGGUUGGAUUGUGCUGCGCAAGUGGAAAAGUCAAACUGGAUCCAUUACUUACACCACCACAGCCACUGAAAACAUUGUUUGAUGGAAGUGAUCCCGAUUCCAGCCAUUUUCUUCAACACAUCCUUGAAUACAAUAACUGCUUUCGCAUGACUUCCUUUGGAGCUAAUAUCAUUCGAGAAGGCGGCUUCAUGCCGACUUGCAAGAUACAAGGUCAAAUAUAUCAUUUGCAUGGUUCAAUGGUGCCAACACCAGAUGAACCGCAUCAAUUUCUGCAAAUAUAUUUCAUUUCGUCGAUGGUGGAUCAGCUGAACGUGCGUGCUGCAAUAUACAGGGAGCACAACAGUGAACAUGUGCGAAGAUUCAAUGCACCCACCGUUAAUGAUGUUGCUGCAAUUAUUGUUGGCGAUCCAACUAAAUCACGAGACAUUGUCGUUCAGCGAAGAAGCAAUAUCAUGCAUCGUGUAAACGAGACACAUCGUUUGUACGAUGCGUUACAAUAUCCAAUCAUUUAUUGGCAAGGGCAAGACGGAUACGACAUCACGUUGAAGAUGGUCGAUCCAAUUACAGGAGUAUCAACGAAUAAUAAAAAUCUAAGCGCAAUGAAUUACUAUGCGUAUCGUAUGAUGAUUCGUACACAUGAGGAGAAUGUCAUUCUGAAGUGCGGUCGGCUAUUCCAGCAAUUCGCUGUCGACAUGUAUGUCAAAGUCGAGACCGAACGUUUAGCGUUCAUCAGAUUCAAUCAGCCAAAGCUACGAUCUGAGGACUAUAUACACUUGCGUGAUGCUAUUCAUUCAGAUGGUGAUGUUCAGAAUAUUGGACGACUGACGAUUCUCCCAUCAACUUAUAUCGGAAGCCCACGCCACAUGCACGAAUACGCUCAAGACGCUAUGACGUACGUGCGAAAUUAUGGAACUCCGGAUUUAUUUAUUACGGUCACAUGCAAUCUGAAGUGGACGGAAAUUGAACGCGAGUUGGAACCGGGUCAAAAACCGCAAGAUCGCCAUGACAUAAUCGCCAGAGUUUUUCAGCAAAAACUCAAGAUUAUGAUGGAUGUGCUUACUAAGUAUCGAGUUUUUGGUGACACACGUUGUUAUAUGUACUCGGUGGAAUGGCAGAAGCGUGGACUACCGCAUGCUCAUAUCCUAAUUUGGUUGCUGAACAAAUUACAUUCAAAUGAAGUGGAUGACAUCAUAUCAGCUGAAAUUCCUGAUCCAGUCACUGAUCCCCGUCUACACGACAUUGUGACGACACAGAUGGUGCAUGGACCGUGCGGUGCAUUAAAUCCAUUAUCGCCUUGCAUGGCUGAUGGAAAGUGCACAAAACGAUAUCCGCGACCGUUAGUUGCUGAAACAGUCACAGGGAAUGAUGGAUAUCCAGUUUAUCGUCGGCGUUCAAAAGAAGAUAACGGUCGAACUAUCAAAGUUAAAGUUCAAAAUCAAGAGAUUGAGAUCGGAAAUGAAUUCAUUGUACCAUAUUGCAGAUUUAUAUUUAUAUUUAGCAGUGCAUUUGGAAAAUGGCCAAAGAGUUUACUUCACUGA